GCGUAUGGUCGCUUGUGGUGGCACUCGUCCAGAUAGACUAUAAGGUUUUGGACGUGCUCAAAACUUUAAGCUGUGGCGAAGCUCCACUUUCCCGUAGGCUACCUUGUCCAAAGUUCUCUCCUAUGUUUUUCAUUGUCUAUGCAUCUUAGCUGUAGGUAGAUCAGAUUUAUAGCCGAGAUGUACAACACUAGUUGGACAUAAUAGGUAUAUUAUUUUAGCCAUUAUAGAGAACAAAAGUUACGUACUCGUUUAGAGGUAUUUCUCGUUUGGAAAAUCAGACUGUAGAACACCAUAUCGCUCUGCAAUGGAAGUGCCUCCAUGCAACUCUGUGUCCGUGUUUUGCUCCAAAGGACUACAGACUCUGCUACUGCUCUGGUUUUUAACCUUCAGCACUCACGGGACGUGGGCAACGAUGCAUAGAAAGUUUUCAACCAGCUCACAGCUCAACAAAGAGAUGUCCACAUCAUCACGAACACCCAUUUACGAAAAAAGAAACUGGUGCCCCCACACUGCAACUAAGACGGUGACAUGCCACGUGCACAAUGGAACAAUUCUUCAGCGUGUGUAUCAGACCUGUCGUUGGUCUCAAGGUUGUACAGGGGGAAGCUAUCGCACUGUGGUGCGACCAUCCUAUAAGGUGGUAUACCGCACUGUUACCACUCUUGAAUGGAGAUGUUGUUCAGGCUUCACUGGAGCUCACUGUGAGAACGCAUCACAAAAUCAGCCACUGCCUCAGGAAGCUGUGCGAAAACAGGACUCCGUUACCAAACCUUCUGCACAGGAAGGGGAAAUUCAAAACUGCCUGAAUUGUAGUCAAAUAACUUUCCUGUCUGAGCGCCUAAGGACUCUGGAGACAAGGGUUCAGCUCUUCACUGACCCUGCCUCCUCCCCUGACCACCUGCAAGUCAAAGGUGGGUCAGCACCAGGGAAACCAGGGUCUCGUGGACUCCCAGGCCCAAAGGGGGAAGCAGGUGUGAGAGGUCCUGCUGGAGCACAAGGGACUUCUGGACCCUCAGGACCCCGUGGACCACCAGGUCUCCCAGGGGAAAGAGGACUACCUGGUCCUCCUGGCCCUCCAGGUUCUCUUGUAGCACAACCAGACAUAGGUCAGUCAAAAGACUUGCUUCUAUCAAAUGCUUUUCCAGACCAAAGGGGGGCAUCUGUGCAAGGGCCCAAAGGAGCAGUAGGUCCUCCAGGACCAGUUGGCCCAAUUGGACCUCCUGGAAAAAAUGGACUGAUUGGGAAGCCAGGGGCUCCUGGGGUUCAGGGCCCAGUUGGGCCAAAGGGUGAACGAGGAGAAAGAGGGCCUUUGGGAUAUCCAGGUGAAAGAGGGUUCAAAGGAGAUACGGGAGAACCAGGAGCUAAGGGCGAGCUAGGAGAGAAAGGCCUCCCGGACAUUAGUUUGCAGAUGUACCGUGACCUGCAAGCAGACCUUGAGCUUCUGGCUCGCAGGGUGCAACUGCUGGAGGCAAUCAUCUGGCCAGAGCCAGAUAUUGGAUCAGGGGAUGGACCCUUUAGCACCACGUCAGCUGAAUUCUCCCGGAACAAGAGGACAGGCCCUUUGCCACCUCAUGUCCUAUCAUCUCUUCAGACAGCAAAUCGAAAUUCUCAUGGGAAAUGAUCCUUUUGACCAAGAAGUUAUGAAGAUGUUGAUCUUCUGAGAUGUCUCUUAGAGAGGCAACACCUCCAAUAUCCUUUCAUUUCACUGAUUUUGUGGUUAAUGGUUAUCCAUGAUGUCCUCCCCAGGACAUACAGUAUGAUUUAGUAAAGAUGGGAGAAAACCUCAGGGAAGAUGGGUGGAUGUGGUGGGGACUGCCUCCCUGGAAAUCUCUUGCACGUUCUCCAUCAGUUCAUUGUAUAUGUAUUCUUCGUCAUCAGUAAUUCAUUCCUGAAAGUGAAGUUGUCUAUAGUCACUAUAGAUAUAAAACAUUCUAGAAAACAAAGAAAAGCAAACUGGAAACAUAUGCUUAAAGUAUUAUAUGCAUGGUCUGCAAGGAACCAGUUGUUUCAUUACUCAAACCACAAUUGUGUAUGUUCUUCCUGUAUGACAGUAAAACCAAUGUAUUUAAAAUGUUUUAAUAUUUGUUAUAUCAAUUUGUAGAAUCAUGAACAUGUACAGGCCUGGUAAUAAAUAAAUUCUCACUCAAAAACGAAGCAUAUAGUUUGGGAACAUUGAAGUGCAUAUUUACUCCCCGCUGAAAAAAAGCAGCCUGACCAGCAGAAGGUGGUUUGCUGGGUGACCAGCUUGUUGGUUUACCCAGCUUACGAUGGUAAUUCUGUUGGAUUUGCUUGUGGAACCACCUCAUACUGGUCAUUUUAGUUGGUGAUGAAAGCAUAUGUUACUUGGAUGCUUUUCAGUGAAUUCCUUCUCUCGAUAUUUACUCCUGCAGUAUUGUUAAAGAAAUGCCUAUCUUGUUUCCUGUCUAUAAUGUUAAGGCAGUACAUUUAUUGACACCCCUCAUUGUCAGUUUUAUGCAUUCAGGUCCCGGUAGACUUUGAUAAUGUAACAAUAUUGUAAUAAAAAUCCCUUCUUAACAAAAAAAACAUGUAAUGUAAUUCCUGAUGAUGUAAUAAAGUGCAUUUCCCAUUAACGUUAUGUCUGUACCAAUAACGUAACAAAUUAUUACAGUAGGUGAGUGCCAUGGAGCAGUGGGGUGGGACCGUAAGA
Molecule: messenger RNA, 2668 nt
Organism: Sardina pilchardus (European sardine)
Lineage: Eukaryota; Metazoa; Chordata; Actinopteri; Clupeiformes; Clupeidae
Gene: emid1
Product: EMI domain containing 1
Exons: 15
Coding region: 305-1621 (438 amino acids)
Molecular function (GO): protein binding
Source: RefSeq, a predicted model, not a curated record